This is a messenger RNA of Oncorhynchus kisutch (coho salmon), 8158 nucleotides long. RefSeq lists its product as uncharacterized. Gene Ontology annotation, biological process: DNA integration. Gene Ontology annotation, molecular function: nucleic acid binding; RNA-DNA hybrid ribonuclease activity. The record is from RefSeq and is a predicted model, not a curated record. Lineage: Eukaryota; Metazoa; Chordata; Actinopteri; Salmoniformes; Salmonidae. The transcript is spliced from 2 exons. Bases 3065 to 4771 code for a protein of 568 amino acids.
CUCAAACACACCUUGCUGUUGGAAAAGUACUAAGACGGACUUUGUGGUGUCAUGUACUUCCUCUCACUUAUUCUGUCUGCAUUCCAAUAUAGCAUGUCAAACGUAUGUCAUAUAUACAUAUAUUCAUACACAUAGCUCAUAUAUUAUACAGCGCCAAACUAAUCCGCCUGACUCAAGUCAUUGCACGUAUCCCUGCCCAAACAGGAACGAACACAUAUACCCAACCAUAAACUGCCCCUCUCAGUUCUCUUAUCUCACGACCCCAGGACACACACAGACAUUCCAUCGCACAAACACACACACCCAGCCAUAAAACUGCCCCUCUCAGUUCCCUCUACCUCACGAUCCCCUGACACACAAAUACCUUCUUGCAUAUAAACACACACACUUCAUCCCCCCCUCUACUGGUCGGGUGCCCAGAGCAGAAGACUCUGCUGUGCACCAAUGGGGCUCCUGCUCUGGCUAGAGCAGGUCCGCCUCCAACCCUUCGGGACCAUUCAGAAGGCGACACGACAAGACUCUACCUACAUUAUUCAAUGUAUAAAAACUACUGUAACCUCUGUAUAGGCCCCUUUUUCAGCUAUCUCCUUCUGAGCUAUAUGAAUAGGUCCGUGCACGCUUAACUGCAAGGACAAGAUAUCUUUGACCUUAAUAAACUGCCUUUUUGCUAUACUUGAUUCCACUCUGUCCAGCGUCUUGAUUUGGUCUCUUUCUCUCGUAGUUAUUCAUCAACAAAACUUGGUAGCAGAGGAUGGUUUAAACAUCUGAAUUCGAUCUAUGACAAGUUGAUAUGAGAAGAGACAAAUCAUUGGGUGCAAACCAGACGGAAGAGUGACCUGUCACCAGGAGACAUCGGCCAUUCAACUUGCCUCAGGAAACUGAUCAGAGAGCUCGAAAUAAAAGGUAAGAGCCUGUUAAAUCAAAAAUCUGCAUAUUAUAUUUUAGUCAAUUGCCAAAUUUUGAUCAGUAGUACUGAGCGUGAGUAGGAAUUGCUGUUAAAUUACAUUUAAGAAAUUAAGGCAUGGUUAAAAGAUAUCUUGCAUAAAUAGAGACUGGUUAACUGAAUCUGCAUGUAAAAUGUCCUAUUGAUAUGUUGUGUACUAUCGAAUAGGUCUUGUCAGAGGUGUAGUUAAUUAAUAGAUGAACCGAAUCUGCAUGUAAAAUGUCCUAUUGAUACGUUGUGUACUAUCGAAUAGGUCUUGUAUGAGGUGUGGUUAAUUGAUUGAAUCCCUAUUAAAUAAGUUGUGUACUAUUUAAUAGGUUGUGUAAGAGGUGUAGUCAAGUAGAAGUAGUAUAUGUAAGUUUGGCGUUCCAUAAGACAGCGAUCGGGGAUGAUGUGACCAUUGCACAUCAAACUAUAACAUAAUAUAACCAGUUUUGACGUUCCGCGAUUUUGUUGUGCCCAAUUCAGAGAAAACAUUUGUUGGGGAAUGAUUGCCAUACUCUGAAUACAUAAACAGUGUAAUAUUGACGGCCGCUGAGCCAAAUACUGUUCAGUCGCCAAGCUGUGAAUUAACCCAGGCGCCGUGCUAAAAUAUUGACAGUUUUUUUUCCCCCUCUUUCCGCUGUUGGUAUUCCCCAGGAGAUAAAAUUAUUCUGACAAUUGUUAUAGAACCACAUGAAUUUGCUCAUAUAUUGUUCCAAAAGGUGAUUGCUGAAUUGUUUUUAGAAAGUGUCUAAAUAAUUCGCUGAACAACUUUUGGUUUUCCAAUUUCUAUCGAUAUUUCCUAAAGAGAUAGAAUUAUUCUGACAAUUGUUAUACAACCGCCUAAAUUCACUAAUAUAUUGUUCCAAAAGGAAAUCGCCGAAUCAUUUCUAGAAAAUACCUAAAUAAAUCGCUGAACAAAUUCAAAUAAAAUACCGGAGAAACACACACGUAACUGCCACCACAUUCCUGAUAAAAUCUUUGUGUGCGAGGGUGGGGGCGCAUGAGAUAAGUCUGAGCCAGCACCAAAGUACAUCCCUGGUCUCGAUCAAGGACGGGCUAAGUAUACAAAGAUAUAAAUAAACACCACAUAGUAAGGACUGAAUAUACCUAGAUAACGCAUUAUACACAUUAUCAGACGAAUUAGAUAAAAUAUCUGCAGCCACCACCCCAAUACCCUCCCCCACAGCAGUAUAUCCUGCAACAGCAACAGCCACAAUGGGCUCAACGGGGCACCUAUACCGGUCCACCCAGAGGGGUGUGCUACAACUGUGGAACUCCUGGCCAUUAUUCACGGGAUUGUCAACAGCCACUCUCCACUCAGCAACGCCUAUGGAGAGGUAGGGGACGUGGAAGAGGAAGUGGGGGACACCCACCCCUGCAACACCUUCAACCAGGACCCAGUCACCUGCAGCAGUCAGCACCUGCAUACAACCACCCCGGACCUACUCACAUGCAACAGCAGCAGGGAGGAUACAACCAACCGCAGUUCCAGAGAAUGGCUGGGGACACCAUGCCCUGGCCAUGAAGAUGCCCACCACCUGCGGCAAGAGGGGGAGCUGACAUUUUCAACUACACACUGAACCAACUAUGAUAUGUGAAGUUGAGGGUGUUCCCCAUCAGUUCCUGGUAGACACAGUAUGCACCUAUUCUACUAUCAAGUUCCCUCAAAUGCUGUCAUCUGAUUCCAUAUCGGUGGUAGGGGUCACGGGAUCACCUGAGGCUCAAAGCCGCACUAUCCCUUUAACAUUCUCCUGGGAGAAAUCUCAGUUGAAACACCAGUUCCUGUACUGUCCAAAAUGCCCGAUCAACCUACUAGGACGGGACCUCUUAUGCAAAAUGGGGUGCACCAUAUAUCUUACUGAAAGUGGAGUGGAAGUAUCCACCAACCCUCCCUCUUCAACACCUGAUCGCCCAGUAAGAAUUAUGAUGAUGCCACUCCUGCCGACUCCUGCUGCCCACGCUGUCUGAAACCCAAGAAGUGUACUGGCUAAAAUGCCUACCCACAGGGCCUGCCACCCCUCACAUCCAGUUUAAGUUCAACCAACUGAAAGCUCAAAUCUACACUCUGCACCCAUAUAAGACUCCCCAAGCUGAGACUCUGAUGACUGCCCCUACACUGAAGACUGGGACGAAGACAUGAUGCACCUGACCCCACCUAUCAGGUGUUGUACCAUUGUGUGUGGCCCAGAGGGGGUGGCAGCACCGAUCAUCCUACGACCAAGGAACCUCCAUGCACCCCUGGCCUGGACGGAUGUAGCCUCAACAGCUUUUGCACUCCUGAAAACAGAUCUAUCAGCGGCAGCAGCGCUGAUUGCACCUGACUACAACAUUAAGUUCCAUUUGGAUGUUUCUGAAAAGGAAGGAUUCACCUCGUCCGUCCUAUUCCAGAAACAAGAGGGGGAGAGAAAGGUAUUGAUGUACCACUCCUCAAAACUUGACCACAUUGAGGUAGGACAGACAACAUGCUCCAGAUACGUUGCUGCAGUAGCAAAAGCUAUUGGAAAAACAGCUCACCUCGUGAUGUGUCAUCCAUUGGAGAUCCACACCCAUCAUGGCGUUGCUGCGUAUCUGAUGAGUAAAGAAUUCACGUUCAGUGCUGAAAGAAAAACCAAGAUCCAGAACAAAUGCACACAGUCACAUAUCACGUUUGUGAACACCGACAAAAACAUGGCAGAUGCACUCAACGCAGAAGAAGGACUGCCCCACUCUUGUGCUGAAAGAGCGGCACAAGAACUAAAACUGAGACCAGACCUGAAGAAUGAACCACUGACCAAUCCCGACCAAUGGCUGUACACUGAUGGUUGCUGCUACAAAGGAGAAGAAGGAAACAUAGCAGCCUAUGCGGUGGUGCAGCAAAUCCCAGACGGCUCACACGUUACCCUUGAAUCAGCCAUCAUCCCUCAACCAGCAUCUGCCCAAUUAGCUGAAAUCAUCGGAUUGACACAGGCCCUCAUCAGAGCAAAAGGAAAGACUGUGAACAUUUACACAGACUCAGCUUAUGCUCAUGGUGCAGUCCACACUGAUGGACCACAGUGGGUAAGGAGGAACUUCACUACAACAGGAAACCUCCCAAUCAAACACAAGACACAGAGGGAGAAACUAAUAACUUCGGUAUCACUACCGGCGAAGGUAGCCAUCAUGAAGUGUAAAGGACACCAGCAAUUGAAAACCAGGAUCAGUGCGGGAAAUGAUGCAGCCGAUAAAGCAGCCAAGAAGGCUGGAGGUUACGCUCCCAAACAGAUGGUACUGCAACCACAGCUAUCACAAACAGAGCUUACCCAGCAAGACAUAGUGGUGCUACAACACUCAGCAGGACCCUAUGAACACUCAGUCUGGGCACAGAAAGGGGCGACCAAAGGACCAGAUGAACUAUGGAGAUGCCACGACGGCAGACUGGUAGCCCCAGCAAACCUUUGUCCAGAACUUUUACGAGAAGCACAUGGCCCCACACACGAAGGCAAACUAAAGACCCUCCAAAAGGUCUCGCACAUCUGGUGGCACCCUCACAUGAAAAAUAUGACUGACUUAUUUUGUGACGAAUGCAACAUUUGUGGCAGCCACAACCCAAAGAAACCAUAUCAAACACCAAUGGGCUCAUACCCAGUACCUAAUGCAUGUUUUCAGGACAUCAGCAUAGAUUACACCGAUAUGGGCGCCGAUAAUGUAACUAAAGGCAAACACUAUCUCCUAGUUAUGGUAGAUAGGUUCUCCAAAUGGGUAGAAGCAAUACCAACAGCAAAGGGGGAUGCUAGGUCAGUCGUUAAGUGGCUACAAACCAAACUAAUACCCAGGUAUGGCAUCCCAAGACAAAUCAGAUUUGACAAAUGGCUCACAUUUCAGUAACAAACACCUAAGACAGGUGGAAGAAAGAUUUGGCAUAACACACAGAUUCGGUUCUGUGUACCACCCCCCGGUCCCAAGGUCUGGUGGAACGCCAAACCUAAAGCUGAAAGCUAAGAUAGCUAAAGCAUGUGCAGGUUCGAAUUUGACAUGGGUUGAAGCCCUGCCUCUGGUGUUGAUGGCCAUGAGAGCCUCACCAGGAGCAGGCACCCAUCUCUCUCCUCAUGAGAUAAUGACUGGAAGAGUCAUGCCUGGUCCACCAAGGGAGGGAGGUCAUAUGCCCGCUCUUGAUGUACAACAAAUUGUAAUGUCUGAUUAUGUGAAAAAACUGACGGUUCUCUCUGGAGCACUCUCUACCCAGGUUCGCAAGGUCCAGGAGGGGGAGCUGCCGGGGGACACGCCACUACUGAAGGUAAAGGUUGGUGACUGGGUGAGGGUUAAAGUCCACAAGAGAAAGUGGCUGGAACCCAGGUGGACUGGACCGUACGAAGUGAAGGAGGUUACUUCACACUCAGUCCAGGUCAAAGGUAAAUCAGGCGCACCUUGGCACCACCUUACACAUUGCACUCCAGCCCCAAUUCCUUCUAGAACACUGACUGAAGUCAGAGCUGAUUUGAACAGCCUAAAUUUGAUUCCAAAUCAAGAAAUUCCUGACUCAGGUAAUGGGGCAUCAAACCCUUCUAACCCUGAUAAAGGAACCUCACCCAGUUAAAGGGAUAUUGCUCUCUCCCUGGGCAAGGCUAGGAAUAUCUGAACCACUGUUUGUGAUAUUCCUACUGAUAUUUGGAGUAACCCUAGGCACUUUCACAUGGUUAAUUGAACAACUAUCUCACCCUGCCACAUCACGUACACUUACCCCCACCCAUGUCCCUAACACCGUUCCUGAUAUUACUCCCUCCAAUCACUCCCGUUCCAAACGUAGCACUACACCUACAGACCCACCAUGCACACCACACAAGGUUAGAAGCACCACCUCAUGUAUACCCACGAAUGCAACCACCACCAUUGCACUACCUUGGGGGACAUGGGGAGACAGGAGGAAUGGGAGGGGACUGACGGCUCUUUCAUACACCAGGUAUGACUGGUACAUGACAAAAGGGAAAACCUAUGACGAAUGGACCUGGCAAAAUCUAGUGGCUGAGACUGGUUAUGACUGGUCAAGCUGUUCCUCUGGUCAGACAGUUCUUGAAUGGAGGAGCAGAUUGUCCCUGACCAGGACCAGUACCGGUCUCCAAUUAAUUAUCCGGGCCCAACCCAGUAAGGGCUGUCAGGAUUUUUGGGUCGCUCCAUAUGUAGGCUCUACUGAGAUAAAGGUAUUUUGGCAAGUACAAAUCUGCUCUGUGGAAAAGGGUCAGCCCACAGCGAUUACUGUAGGAGAUGACAUAAGCAAGACUGUCUCUGUAGCUCAGGGGACAGGAGUCUGGGGUCCUGUAACUAUGAUUUCCACUCCCACCUCCCCUGAUGACACAAUACACACUACCACUGGAAUUUCUGGGUUUUCCAAUAAUUGGCUCUUAUUGGCUGAACAAGCAGCCAACACAACCUUGCAAAGCUGUGUUGUGUGCAUGGGAGCCAGGCCUCUGCUUCGCAUAGUGCCGGCAGUACUGACUGAUGACUGCCUACUGCCCCUUAUGAAUAAAGACAACCCACCCGCCAAUUGCUCACAAUGGGACACGGUUUAUCCAGUAGUCUCCGAUAUUGCUAAGAAACCCACAUUUUCCUCUAAGGUGGCUAAGGCUAAUUUCACAUGCAUCAACAUGACCGGUGGAGGACGGUCUCUGGGAAAACUCCCUGCCAGUUGGUGCACUCACACUCAUGUCAUUACAAGUUCUUUUAAACCGGUGUCCAGAGCUGACGUAUGGUGGUGGUGUGGGGGGACUGGGCUGUUUGACGGACUUCCCCGGAACACCACUGGAGUUUGUACGCUUGUUAACCUUCUGCUGCCAAUCUUUGGCAGUAUAAAUUGGUUGACCAAGUAGCCGCAGGUUUUGAAUCAGCAAUUUGCUGGUGGUGUACAGUUAACAAAAAUGUAGAUCGUAUUAACUACAUUCAUUUCAAUGUCCAAAAACUAGGCAAUUGGACUCAGCAAGGAUUCGAGGCCGUACAUGGACAACUGGCAGCAACAUCAUUGAUGGCUUUUCAAAAUAGAAUUGCUGUUGACAUGUUAUUGGCGGAACGCGGUGGCGUUUGUGCCAUGUUUGGGGAACAAUGUUGUACUUUCAUUCCCAAUAACACAGCAACUGAUGGUAGUCUUACCAUUGCCCUAGAGGGUCUUCGCACACUUAAUGGUAAGAUGAAGCACCACUCCGGGGUUGACACCUCUAUGUGGGACUCCUGGAUGGAUGCGUUUGGUAACUAUAAGACCCUGAUCUCCUCUGUCCUAGUGUCCGUAGCUGUUUUUGUGGCUAUCCUAACCCUGUGCGGUUGUUGCUGUAUUCCGUGCGCUCGCACAUUAGCCACUAGAGUGAUCACCACUGCCAUUACCCCAUUGCCCAGCAACCAGACCCACAUGUACCCGCUUUUGGCGGUUGAUGACCCUGAUGAGGCGUUUCCACCUUUUCAGGAACCCCCUCUUCCUGACUACUCCUCUUGGCCACUCCAGGCGUAGCACUUGGAGUGGCCUCCUUUUUGUCCUUGCUUAUUUACCUCGCUUCGCUGCAUACUUGAGGGGGCUUCUUGUUUUCGUUAUAUCCUCCUUCUCCUUUCUGCUAUAGUCUUCACGUCAGGGGGACUAAAAAAUUUGGUUCCUACCAAAUUGUUUGGUUGCUUCAUAAUUUAGUUCUAUUGUUCAUGUCUAAUAGACGUGAAGAGGGGGAUUUGUCAUAUAUACAUAUAUUCAUACACAUAGCUCAUAUAUUAUACAGCGCCAAACUAAUCCGCCUGACUCAAGUCAUUGCACGUAUCCCUGCCCAAACAGGAACGAACACAUAUACCCAACCAUAAACUGCCCCUCUCAGUUCUCUUAUCUCACGACCCCAGGACACACACAGAUAUUCCAUCGCACAAACACACACACCCAGCCAUAAAACUGCCCCUCUCAGUUCCCUCUACCUCACGAUCCCCUGACACACAAAUACCUUCUUGCAUAUAAACACACACACUUCAUCCCCCCCUCUACUGGUCGGGUGCCCAGAGCAGAAGACUCUGCUGUGCACCAAUGGGGCUCCUGCUCUGGCUAGAGCAGGUCCGCCUCCAACCCUUCGGGACCAUUCAGAAGGCGACACGACAAGACUCUACCUACAUUAUUCAAUGUAUAAAAACUACUGUAACCUCUGUAUAGACCCCUUUUUCAGCUAUCUCCUUCUGAGCUAUAUGAAUAGGUCCGUGCACGCUUAACUGCAAGGACAAGAUAUCUUUGACCUUAAUAAACUGCCUUUUUGCUAUACUUGA